This is a messenger RNA of Scheffersomyces stipitis CBS 6054, 1113 nucleotides long. RefSeq lists its product as uncharacterized. The record is from RefSeq and is a predicted model, not a curated record. The transcript has a single exon. Gene Ontology annotation, cellular component: cytoplasm. Bases 1 to 1113 code for a protein of 370 amino acids. NCBI's taxonomy places the organism in Eukaryota, Fungi, Ascomycota, Pichiomycetes, Serinales, Debaryomycetaceae. Gene Ontology annotation, molecular function: electron-transferring-flavoprotein dehydrogenase activity; flavin adenine dinucleotide binding.
AUGACUGCCACAACUAAGAAAGUCGUUAUAAUUGGAGGAUCAUUUUCUGCUAUAUUAGCAGUGAAGAUCUUAGUUGGUUCAAAGAAAACUAAUAAUAUCAACUUAGACAUUUCUGUUGUUUCACCAUCCGAUAAGGCAUAUUUUGUCAUUGCCACACCAAGACUUCUCUUUGAAUCUGAGAAGGUGGAUGAUACCUUAUAUGAUUUAGAAACUACCAUUAAGAAGUACGCUAAGGGAACCAAUCAUUCUACAACGUACAUCAAAGCAAGUGCCGUUGAUGUCGACUUAGGCAAACAAGUUGUGUCAUUAAGUUCAGGUAGCAAACUUAACUAUGACAACUUGAUUGUUGCUUCUGGAAAUAGGAGCGAACACCCUGCUUUCAAGUUGGGAAACAAGACAGAUGCCUCUUAUACUAUUGAAUCUGGAAAAGAGUUGGCAAAGUCCAUCAGAUCCGCGAAGUCAAUUGCUGUCAUUGGAGGUGGAUCAACUGGAGUUGAACUUGCUGGAGAAAUUGCUUAUGUCUAUGGUCAGAAGAAGAAUAUUAAGUUAUAUACUGGUUCCAGUCAACCAUUGCCUUCUUUGAGCAAGUCUGUUGGCAACAAGGCUACUAAACAGCUCCAGGACUUGAAUGUCGAAGUAAUCAACAACCGCAGGGCCAAGAAUAUAACCAAAACUUCCAUCGAAUUCAACGACGGAAGUGUAGAAAAAUUCGACUUGGUGAUACCCGCCUUCAAGUACACUCCAAAUUCUGAAUUUUUGCCUAAAGACGUUCUUGACAAAAACGGUUAUGUUGUCACUGACAAGUACUUCAGACUUGAAAAUUAUCACAAUGUAAUUGCUGUUGGUGAUGUCAUUUCGAUGGGUGUCAAGAGUCUAGUUGAUCUUAUGUACUUCCAGAAGGCAGGUCUCGAGAAUGUGAUCAACUACGAAGUGUUUGAGAAUAGUUCUACCAAACUAAAGGAAUACAAGCAACCAGGCAUAAUGCUUGUUGUUCCUAUCAGUAAGAAAGGUGGUGUCGGUUCGGUUUAUGGAUGGUCAUUACCUAAUUUUGCUGUUUCCUUUCUUAAAUCCAAAGACUAUAUGAUUUCUAAAUCUGCAGACAGCUUGUCCUAG